UCUCACACAAAUACUCACUCUUCUUCAUCACAUUCACUUGAUAUGGCACUCAACACGUUCUUAGUUUUCCUACUUCCCCUCUUGAUUCUUCUUGUUUGCACAUUACCUUCGUUUACUUUUGCACAAGAAGUUUCUCCCAUUGUUGAUGUUGCUUCACUUAAUCGCAGCAGUUUUCCGAAAGGCUUCAUUUUCGGGACAGCAUCCUCAGCAUAUCAGUAUGAAGGUGCGGCAAAUAAAUAUGGUAGAAAACCAAGUAUAUGGGACACCUACGCCCACAACUAUUCAGAGCGCAUAGUAGACAGAAGCAACGGAGAUGUCGCAGUAGAUGAAUAUCACCGCUACAAGGAAGAUGUUGGGAUUAUGAAGUCUAUGAAUAUGGAUGCAUACAGAUUUUCUAUUUCUUGGUCUAGAAUCCUUCCAAAAGGAAAGCUCAGGGGAGGUAUCAACCAAGAAGGAAUUAAAUAUUACAACAAUCUCAUCAACGAGCUGCUAGCUAAUGGUCUACAACCAUAUGUGACACUUUUUCAUUGGGAUAUGCCCCAAGCUUUGGAAGAUGAGUAUGGUGGUUUCUUAAGUCCUCACGUUGUAAAAGAUUUUAGAGAUUAUGCGGAGCUUUGUUUCAAAGAAUUUGGAGAUAGAGUGAAACAUUGGAUUACUUUGAAUGAACCAUGGGUUUACACUAGCAAUGGCUAUGCAGUUGGGGAAUUUGCACCAGGUCGAUGUUCUAAAUGGUUGAAUCGAAAUUGCACCGGUGGUGAUUCAGGAACAGAGCCAUAUUUAGUUUCACACAACCAACUUCUUGCUCAUGCAGAAGUUUUCCAUGUGUACAAGAAGAAAUAUCAGGCAUCUCAAAAGGGUAUCAUAGGAAUAACAUUGGUGACUUAUUGGUUCGAACCACUUUUAGAUAACAAAUAUGAUCAUGACGCUGCUGGACGAGCAAUUGACUUCAUGCUUGGAUGGCAUUUGAAUCCACUGACAACAGGAAAAUAUCCACAGAGUAUGCGUUCCCUAGUUGGAAACAGAUUGCCAGAGUUUUCUUUGAAGCAAGCUAGGCUAAUUAAUGGUUCAUUUGAUUUUAUUGGACUAAAUUAUUACACCACUUAUUAUGCUACCAACGCAUCUUCUGUAAGCCAGCCCAAUUCUAUCACAGACUCUCUUGCCUAUCUUACACAUGAGCGUAACGGGAAUCCCAUAGGUCCAAGGGCUGCUUCGGAUUGGUUAUAUAUUUAUCCAAAAGGACUUCAACAAUUGUUGCUCUAUAUCAAGAAAAAUUACAACAACCCUCUGAUUUAUAUUACUGAAAAUGGUAUGAGUGAGUUCAAUAAUCCAACACUGUCACUAGAGGAAGCUCUUAUAGACACUUUCAGAAUUGACUAUUAUUUUCGACAUCUCUUUUAUCUUCAAUCUGCAAUAAGGAAUGGAUCAAACGUCAAAGGAUAUUUCGCAUGGUCAUUGUUGGACAAUUAUGAAUGGUCUUCAGGUUAUACAGUGCGAUUUGGAAUGAAUUUUGUGGAUUACGAAAAUGGAUUGAAGAGGUACAAAAAGCUAUCCGCAAAAUGGUUCACGAACUUUCUCAAAAGAUAUUAGACUUUGGAUGACUAAUUGUUCUACAAAUUAUGCAAUGAAGUACAUCAUUCAAGUUAAGCUUUCAAUAAUUAUAUGAUCCUUCGACUGAAUCCGCUUCUGGUGCUGAUGUGGGUGGGUUGUUGUGAUCGUAUUUUGUUUUUUGUUGUAUCCAUCUGCUUGUUCCAACUGCAGCGGUGUGGACUGUGGUACUGCUCAGGUCCUGCUUUCGUCUUGUUGGGUUGUUUUAGUGGGUUGUUGUUAUGUUGCCUUUUGUACCUUUUUGUUCCUUGUAACUUGGGGGAUUGAACUCUUUUACUCCAAUGUUCUAUUUCUCUUUGUAUCUGUUAUGUUUCUAAUCAAUAAAAGUUUCUGUUAUCUAAAAAAUUA
Messenger RNA from Lotus japonicus, 1953 nucleotides. Its product is annotated as beta-glucosidase 12-like. Bases 43 to 1587 code for a protein of 514 amino acids. Gene Ontology annotation, molecular function: beta-glucosidase activity. NCBI's taxonomy places the organism in Eukaryota, Viridiplantae, Streptophyta, Magnoliopsida, Fabales, Fabaceae. The record is from RefSeq and is a predicted model, not a curated record. Gene Ontology annotation, biological process: carbohydrate metabolic process. The transcript has 13 exons.